Messenger RNA from Osmerus eperlanus (European smelt), 1511 nucleotides. It is a transcript of the gene vbp1, whose product is annotated as von Hippel-Lindau binding protein 1. The transcript is spliced from 6 exons. Gene Ontology annotation, cellular component: prefoldin complex; cytoplasm. The coding region runs from base 80 to 670 and encodes 196 amino acids. The record is from RefSeq and is a predicted model, not a curated record. Gene Ontology annotation, molecular function: tubulin binding. Gene Ontology annotation, biological process: microtubule-based process; tubulin complex assembly; protein folding. Lineage: Eukaryota; Metazoa; Chordata; Actinopteri; Osmeriformes; Osmeridae.
CAGACCUUCACUGACGCACCACGCAUGAGGUGACGCUAGAAUUUGCGUACUACGGAGGAAGGAGUUGGUUCUUUUCAACAUGGCGACCACCACAGAGAACAGCAAUGCCGUACAGGCUACAAAGAAAAAACACCUCGGAAUUCCCGAAGCUAUUUUCGUGGAGGACGUGGAGUCGUUUAUGAAGCAGCCUGGGAACGACACGGCGGACGCGGUGCUGAGGAAGCUGGACGAGCAGUACCAGAAGUACAAGUACAUGGAACUGAACCUGGCCCAGAAGAAGCUCAGGCUGAAGAGCCAGAUUCCUCAGAUCAAGCAGACCCUAGAGAUCCUCAGACACAUGCAGAAGAAGAAGGAGACCACAGAUCCAAUGGAGACACAUUUCCUAUUGGCUGACAACGUGUACUGCAAGGCCUCGGUCCCACCCACAGACAAAGUGUGCCUGUGGCUGGGGGCUAACGUCAUGCUGGAGUACGACAUUGACGACGCCCAGGCCCUGCUGGAGAAGAACCUGACCACCGCGUCUCGGAACCUGGACUCCCUAGAGGACGACCUGGACUUCCUACGAGACCAGUUCACCACCACCGAAGUCAACAUGGCCAGAGUCUACAACUGGGACGUGAAGCGACGCAGCAAAGACAACCUCCUCAAGUCCGUCACUGACAAGUCUUAAUGCAAGCUGCUCCCCUUCCCCUUGCGUCACUCCGCCCCUCUCACACACACACACACACACUCUUAAGUCCCCUCCAAGCUGCCCCCUCCCCUCAUAGCAACUAACCAUAUCUAUUGAUUUGUUACUUUUUAAAGUAUUUUUUCAAGUAAAACGAAACAAAUGUUUACGAGGCAGUUCUUUUUUUGUAUUCUUUUUAUGAUUCAGUAUAUCUAUUUAGGUGGUUUUACCAUCCCGGUAAUCUAAGGUUUGUAGACGUCUUCCAGCUCCCCUCUUUACCUUCGUCUCCUCAUGGUUUCCUGUUCCAUCUCUCAGUUUUUUUUAAACUUAUUUUUAUGAGUGUGUUCAGCCUACCUGUUUGGGCCUGCUAAGUGGGUUGGUUUAGUUCUCAUCAUCCUCUUGUCUGGAGACUGGGCUGACAUGAGGAGGAUGAUGUCAUCCACAGCUCAGCCUGCUGACAAGCACCUGUGAUGUCAUAAGAGGUGUUUGGGGGGGGGGGGGGGGUGAUGUCACAGACCGGCCCGGCCCACCUGGGUUUCCCUGACGACAAUGGUUCCGAACAGAAGUUCUCAUUCUACAGUUUUUGCGUUCCGGUUCUACAGUUCUGAGCUCUCUCUCUCUUUCCCCCCCCCUCAUGCCUACUUCCCUCCUCCUGUUUCUAAUGUCUGCUUGUCCAACAUGGCUGUAUUUAUGUGUCUCCACUAAACACUGAAUGGGGAUGGAGACGACUCGAUGAUUGAUGCGCUUGGUGGUGUUUCGUCAGCGCUGGGUCAUGAACUGUCACGGCAGACGAAAGCAUAAACGGUCAACUGCUCAAAUAAUAAACGUCAACGUUAGUCUGCAA